Molecule: messenger RNA, 1290 nt
Organism: Procambarus clarkii (red swamp crayfish)
Lineage: Eukaryota; Metazoa; Arthropoda; Malacostraca; Decapoda; Cambaridae
Source: RefSeq, a predicted model, not a curated record
AUGUUACAUGACGACUACAGCACUCUAUCUCCUUACAUGUUACAUGACGACUACAACACUCUAUCUCCUUACAUGUUACAUGACGACUACAGCACUCUAUCUCCUUACAUGUUACAUGACGACUACAGCACUCUAUCUCCUUACAUGUUACAUGACGACUACAACACUCUAUCUCCUUACAUGUUACAUGACGACUACAGCACUCUAUCUCCUUACAUGUUACAUGACGACUACAGCACUCUAUCUCCUUACAUGUUACAUGACGACUACAGCACUCUAUCUCCUUACAUGUUACAUGACGACUACAGCACUCUAUCUCCUUACAUGUUACAUGACGACUACAGCACUCUAUCUCCUUACAUGUUACAUGACGACUACAGCACUCUAUCUCCUUACAUGUUACAUGACGACUACAGCACUCUAUCUCCUUACAUGUUACAUGACGACUACAACACUCUAUCUCCUUACAUGUUACAUGACGACUACAACACUCUAUCUCCUUACAUGUUACAUGACGACUACAACACUCUAUCUCCUUACAUGUUACAUGACGACUACAGCACUCUAUCUCCUUACAUGUUACAUGACGACUACAGCACUCUAUCUCCUUACAUGUUACAUGACGACUACAGCACUCUAUCUCCUUACAUGUUACAUGACGACUACAACACUCUAUCUCCUUACAUGUUACAUGACGACUACAGCACUCUAUCUCCUUACAUGUUACAUGACGACUACAGCACUCUAUCUCCUUACAUGUUACAUGACGACUACAGCACUCUAUCUCCUUACAUGUUGCAUGACGACUACAGCACUCUAUCUCCUUACAUGUUACAUGACGACUACAGCACUCUAUCUCCUUACAUGUUACAUGACGACUACAGCACUCUAUCUCCUUACAUGUUACAUGACGACUACAGCACUCUAUCUCCUUACAUGUUACAUGACGACUACAGCACUCUAUCUCCUUACAUGUUACAUGACGACUACAGCACUCUAUCUCCUUACAUGUUACAUGACGACUACAACACUCUAUCUCCUUACAUGUUACAUGACGACUACAGCACUCUAUCUCCUUACAUGUUACAUGACGACUACAGCACUCUAUCGCCUUACAUGUUACAUGACGACUACAGCACACUAUCUCCUUACAUGUUACAUGACGACUACAGCCCUCUAUCUCCUUACAUGUUACAUGACGACUACAGCACUCUAUCGCCUGUAACAGCAGUACGCGUCAUCCUGCUUGUUUGGGAAAUAAAACUUCUCUCACUGAUGAUAGCAGAGUAG